UUUCCAGCAACGCCGCGUUCAAAGGUAACUGUAAUUUUCCACUUCGCGCUGUUUGUGAAUAAUGAAAGCCAAACGCGCACUGCUCUGUGUUCUGAACACGUGCGGUUAGACAGCGUUCAGAGCGGGGAAGUGCAGCUCACACGUGACUCAACACAAUGGACAAAGACGCUGUUCUGACUUACAUCCUGGAGCCGGGGGACAUGCCAACUCUUCUCAGAGGAGAGCUGCCUGUCAGCGUGAUAAGCAGCAAUAGGUACAUAUCCCAGUCGACUCCUGCAGCUCAGCUGACGGACCGACAUGUGGAGGACAAGCCGCCCUCCCUCGAUCACACCAUCAGCACCGCUCUGUCUGGUGGAGCCAGAGCUGUGAUCCUGAUGGGCAGAGAAGGAUCCGGUAAAACCACAGCAUUGGAGAAGCUGGUUGUGGACUGGGCCAAAGGAGAACUCCUUCAAAACUUUUCUCACGUUUCCUAUUUCCGGCUGACGGAGGUCAAUUCUCUUGAAGGCGAGCUGUCGUUGGAGACUUUAAUGCAACACCACCACAGUCAUAUUCCUCCCGAGUCCAUGCACCUGGUUCUGCAGAAGCCUGAGGGUGUGCUGUUUGUUUUUGAUGAUCUGGAUCAAUACAAACCCUCCCUGGACGCCUCCGUCCACAACCUCUGCACUGACCCUGGCCAGGCAGCCUCCGUGUCCUGCUUGCUAUCCAGUCUGCUCCAUGGAUCACUGCUGAAAGGAGCUGCUUUUGUGGUGGCGACCAGGCCGACAGGACGGCUGAAGUUCCUGGAUGGAACCUGGGUGGAAGUUUUGGGGUUUGUGAAGCCCCAGAGAGAGGCUUACUUCCACGUGUACUUUUCUGACCAGGCUACUGCCAAUAAAGCACUAAUACACAUGGAAAGGACUCUGGGUUUCUAUGAUUUCUGCAGCUCUCCUAGAUUUUGUUGGACAGUUUGUUCUAUUUAUAAAACUCUGAUGGAUGCUGGAGCAGAACUUCCUGAGACCUUGUCUCAGCUGUAUGUAGACAUCCUGGUUCACCUGGUUCAGGCGCUGUCGCUGAACGAGGCCAGCAGCAGAGAACUGGUGCUGGCCCUCGGCAGGAUGGCCUCUCAUCGCUCUCUUGACCAGCACCCAAGCUGCACCAGAGAGAAACUUGAUUCCUUUGGUUUGCAACCCUUUUUCAGCUCAGUUGGUGCUUUCUUGCAAGUAGACGGUGAGCUGGACUCGGAUGCAUGUGUUUUCUCUUUCGCCUCCCAGCUGACGCAAGAGUUCAUCAUGGCCGUGUCUUUCUUUUUGGACAAGUCGGCAUCUGAGGGCGUCGGGAAGAUGCUGGAAGAGCACAAAGGUCAUGCAAAGUUUCUGGAACUCUUCUUGUCGGGGCUCUCAGAGCCAACUCAGCGCAGACCCCUGGAGACCCUGCUGGGGGAGUUUAACUCAGGUCGUAUCACGGACUUCAAAUGUGGGUUUAAAAGCAGCUCAGAGGAGACACUGAAGGGAUGGUCCAAAGAUGAGCACCACAGAUGCUUCCAUCUACUUCAUCAAGCCCAAAAUAAGAGUUUGGUGAAAGAGAUCAUCACCCCGUCGGCACGAACGGGCAUCAGCUACGGCGACCUGAGCCUCCGGGACUGUGUAGCUCUGAACUACGUUGUCUCGUGCCUCGGUGAAAUGGAGCUGUUGAAUCUGUACAGGACAAGGGAUUUGACAGAGGAGAAAGCAGAAUUCCUGGCUCCAGCAAUGAGCUUAUCCCAUAAGAUACUCUUGUCCAACAGCUCCUUGAGUCCUGGGGCUGUCCCUCAUCUGGCUUCCGCUCUCAGCAGUGGACUCACCGCGGAGCUGGAUCUGUCUCAUUCUCACCUCGGAGACGAAAGGUUGAAAGCUCUCUGUGCUGGACUCAGAGACUGCAAGCUGCAUACUUUAAAACUUGGAUCAUGCAGACUGACUGAGGCAAGCUGUGAAGAUCUGGUGUCUGCGCUGACCUCGGGCUCCUCUCAGCUGUGUGUGUUAGACAUAAUGUUUAAUAAGAUCGGUGACCAGGGCUUCGUGAAACUGUGCAGAGCCCUGCAAAGUCCUCAGUGCAAACUACAGGAGCUUCAGCUACAGGGCUGUGAUUUGACUGCAGCGUCCAUGGAGGUGUUAUCAGCGGCUCUGUGUCGUGGAAAAUCAGAACUGAGGAGAGUGAACCUGACACUGAACAGAAUUGGUGACAUUGGAGUGGAGGCUUUGUGCAAGGGGCUGCAACACGCGCUUUGUAAACUUCAGAGCCUCACUCUGUUUGAUUGUGAGCUGACAGCUGCGUGCUGUCCUCGCCUGAUGGCGUCCUUGAUGUCGCAGCACUGCCGUCUGUCAGAGCUGGAUCUGUCGGUGAACGAUUUGGGCCAGGAGGGGGCGCUGUUGCUCUGCCAAGCCCUCAGUCGUCCUGGAUGUCGAGUGGAAAAACUGGUGUUGAAACGAUGCGAGUUAACCCAGCCGGUCUUCAAGGAACUGGGCUCGUUGCUGAGAAGAGGGACUUCACGACUCAAGUCCCUGACAGUGGGUUUAAAUAAAGUGGGAGACCAGGGGGUUAAACAUCUCUGGGAGGCUGUUGCACAUCCAAGCUGCCUGCUGGAGGAACUGGAUGUCGAAAUGACAAAUUUGACUGAUGCCUGUGUUGAGGACCUGUGCGCUGCUGUGAGAGCCAGCAAGACUCUGAAGAACCUGGAGCUGAGAAACAACUCUCUGACCGACACUUCGGUCCCGGCCCUUAUCCAGGUCAUGGAGGACAGCUCCAACAUGCUGGAGAUGAACCUGAAGUAUAACGACAUCUCAGAGGAGGUUUUCGACAUGUUGAGCGAGUGCGAUAAAAUGAGAUUCUGAAGAAGGCGGAUAGAUUCGUCCAUCUGUGACUGCAACAGGGUCACAUACUGUAAUUACUUCUGCUAUGUGAUUAUUACAGCUGAUGCACCGGAUGUCUUAUGUGAAAGUAGAUUAGACAUAUUCCGGUUUUUCGGAUAGUCAGUUGGACAAAACAAGAAAUACGAUAGAUAGUUUUUAGUCCAUGAAUCAUUAAAACAGAAGAAUUUUUUUUUCUAAAAUCUGGCAAUUUAAGCCGUUUUGCCUGUUUGAUAAAUUUUCAUGUACUUUCAUGAUUCUUGCACUUUUUGGGUAAUAUCUUCAUGCUUGAAUGCACAUUGUAAGUUCGGACAAAAGCUUCAGCUAAAUGAAGGCCAUGUAAAGCAUAGCGUUAAUGAUUAAUCAAGAAAAUAAUCAGCCCGUUCAUCAAUAAUGAAUAUUAAUCGUUUGGUUGCAGUCCUACUCAUUAUACAGUCAAGUUCACUGCACUGUACAAAACAGAAUAAAAGUCCUUCAACACUU
Scophthalmus maximus (turbot) is the source of this 3344-nucleotide messenger RNA. RefSeq names its product NACHT, LRR and PYD domains-containing protein 14. Gene Ontology annotation, cellular component: cytoplasm. Gene Ontology annotation, molecular function: protein binding. The record is from RefSeq and is a predicted model, not a curated record. The transcript has 9 exons. Bases 156 to 2846 code for a protein of 896 amino acids. Lineage: Eukaryota; Metazoa; Chordata; Actinopteri; Pleuronectiformes; Scophthalmidae.